GGAGUGAGUGGACGAGUCCAUUCUUGGAUCUCUUGAAGGGGUGGCUCGUAAGCACCUGGCUAGGAGGAGGCGCUCCCAUUUUUUUACGGUUGAGGGGAAGAAAAAGAAAAUGGCAAAAUGUGCAAAUUAGAAGCUCAGUUGUAAGGAAACACUCUAAGGCGGCGCCAGGACUUUAGUGAGCUUAUCUGCUCAUGGGGCCUCCUACUCAAAAACACCAAUUUUGUGGCAUAAAAUCUAAACUACACGUCUUUGCAUUCCAGAUAUCACAAGCCAUGCAAGGAGGUUAGAAGAAAGUGAAGAAAGAGAAAAGAAAUUAGAGACGGUGCAAGGCCCAGGUCUAGCCUGGCGAACCUCCCACAGCAGCUCACCUUGCAGAUCUGUGGCCUCUGCUCCCUUCCCUAAACCCACUGCCAACCAACAACUUCAGCUGGGUGUGUCUGGGCUCUGAAACCUACAUCCACAGCCAAGGACACCUAAGGACACUAUGGACCCACGGGGACCAGCCCCCCAGUCUUUCCAGAGGACUGAGAAACCUGGUCGGGUCCGCCGUCGAAAGACCAGGAGGGAGCGUAAUAAGGCCCUGGUGGGCAGCCGCCGGCCAUUGGCUCAUCAGGAUCCUCUUGUGGCCAGUCGGAAUCCACCCAUAGACCUCCAGGAUCCUGUGGCCUCUACUGCCCCCAAGCUUGUGGUCAUAACCCAAGGCCGGUUAAGCCGGGACCACCGGGGUCUCUUCAGCCAUGAGGUGAAAUCUCUGGAUGUGGCCCGGCUGCUUAGCAGUGGGUCCCUGGAACCAGGCACCCCCACACUACCCACCAAGCUUUCACCAAGCCCAGGCAGGGCCCGAGGACCAGCCUCACAGUCAACAGGCAAGGAGAACCAGGUGCCUGGAGACUCGGGCCCAGGCCCACCUAGUCCCUCAGAGCUCCCUGGCUUGGGGCAGCUGCUAGGGGAGUUGCAGUGCCAGCUGAUUCUACCACAGGCUUUCCCCAGGAGGAACCUAGUGCAAGAGAACAGGGAUGCCAUCGUGGGUACCUUACAGGCCUGCCAUGGCUGUGUGCCCGACCUUACCCUGGUACUCCGGGGCUGCCAGCUGCCCUUGUCAGGGAUCAAGCCUGGGUACCCUGAGAGACGAAGGAUCAAUAGCCCUGAGCAGGCCCCAGGGGAAGGAAGGCAGAGGAGGAGACAGGGGACAAAGGAAUUCGCCUUUGCUGUGCCUCACACCUCCAGCACUCCCACUACACACAGAGUGAGCCUGCCACCACCGAAAGGUCCUUGGCCACCCACAUUGCCUUUGUUGUCUUCACCCUCUGCAGUGGCCUGGGGCCCCCCAACAGCCUUUGACCUGCUGAAAAGCAUCUGGUUGGUGGCCACACCACCCCCACCCCACAACUGUGGGGUAAGCACACCGAAGCCCCUGUCUCAGCAGCUGUCCCCAUUGUUGUCCCGAAGCUCUGCCCUGGACUGGAGUCCCAGCAUACCUGUCCCACAGCCCAGCCUCUCCUGGGUGGUAGCCCAGAGCAGCCCAGAGACCUGGUCCUUUCCACCCAUGAGACUGUACUAAGGGGGCUAAUGCUGGGCUAGGGGCAGCAUUCCCAGCCACUUCAAUAAAAUAUCUUCUUCAUUGUC
Molecule: messenger RNA, 1626 nt
Organism: Phyllostomus discolor (pale spear-nosed bat)
Lineage: Eukaryota; Metazoa; Chordata; Mammalia; Chiroptera; Phyllostomidae
Gene: PRR19
Product: proline rich 19
Exons: 3
Coding region: 485-1561 (358 amino acids)
Source: RefSeq, a predicted model, not a curated record